UAACUGUCUAGCUGACCCAGCUUGAUAGCAUGGUCAUGUAAUACUUGGCAACUAAUGAUUCACCAGCAAGAACCUUUGCUUUUUGCCAUUACAACUGUUGAGGUGCUUAGUGAUCUUAUUCCAGAUCAUUAGCAGAAAUAGCUGCAGGGUUGUCUGACUGGAAAGCAUGCAGUCAGACACCUUGAGCAUUUCACUGUACUUGUGCAUGUGACUACUUGAAGUCUUCAGGAGUGAAGUGUAGACCUGUGAAAAACCUUAUGUAAAUUCUCUCAGCAAAGCUGACUUUUUGUCCUCCCGUCUGCAACUACUUGACAACGUUUGACAAGCUCUCAAAGUAAUGAGAAGGUAAACUAUGGUACGUUUUAGCUUUGCUUGUUGAGUGGUUAUGAAAGUGGUGAAUGUGUGAGGGCAUGAGGGUUGACUGCAAGGCUUGUUGCUUAGCUAUUUUUGUGGCCUAUUCCAAUUCUCUUCACUCACCACCAAAUGUGUAGACAUGUCAUUGGUGAGGUUGUUGUGAACAUUGAAAAAAAAGCUCAAUCUCCAGUUAUUCACAACAGUAAUCUACGUGUGUUGCUGGUAGCCACAAACUUCCUAAUUUUACGCUAUUGUUUUAGAUUGAAACUGAUAUUGUUUUUAUUGGUAGCUCAGUCAUUGUAUACUGAUUUUACAGUACAUAAAACUACAAAUUCUCAUGAAUAAAAACAUAGUCCAAAAGUACUACACCCAUAAUAGCAGCACUAUAUAAACUUUAGGCUGCUUUGUCUAUUUCAGGGACACCCCAGGUCCUGGCUAUGUAUUCACGGCACGGGAUAUUGUGUAAUCUUAUCAGUUAUCAUCUCGUCCUGUUUCCUUCCAUCUUUUCAUCGUCCUUCCUUUUUCUCCACCCAUCCUGUUUGUCUGUUCUCGGAUGCAAUAAAAGGUUCCAAACCGUAAAGACCAUUUAGGGAGCUGAUGUAGAAGGACUUGAAAGUAUGAUAAUGAGAAAGAUUUGUUUGCUACAGUACCGCAGGCCUACAAUCAGUCAUCUCUGUGCGUUCACAAACCGUGGCGGUGCUGAUAGAUACAGUAUGUCAACACCACAUGACUUUAGGGCCGUUGUGUCAUUUUUACUGCAGAUAAAGCAAGAAAAACAAACUAUAGACAUCUUAUCAGGUUCAUAGUGUAGGGUGACAUGAAAGAACAGGCCUGAAAAUGUACAAUGUAAACAAUAUACUGUAACCUGUAUUUGUCAAAUAUACACACUUGUAUGUUGUUCCUCGUCAACCAUUGCGUAACCUUUCUGAACUGCCCUUACAAUGGUUGCAUAAGGGAUUAUUGUCAACACACUUCUGAAGUGAAAAGAUUUACUCAGAGUUGGCAGAGCCAUAAAAGCCUAUGUUUCAAAACCAGUACUAACACUGAGAGGUUGGGGAAAUUGCAUCACGUCACUGUUUUAAAUUCGCAAAACACCCUGUCAAGACAACUCUCUUGAUCUAAUACUCCUAUUGUCUGGUGGUUCUUUAGAAUAAACUGAUGAGAGGAAACUAUGCACAUCCAAACAUUCUCUUGUCUGAAAUUGCUUUCCUUGUUGCACAGUGCAGCACAGUGAUCCAUAGAGUUGUCGCUGAGGUCCCGGGUGGCCCCCAAACCUCCCGUUUUGCUGCACCCCAAUGAAGGCAUGUCAGACGUUGCAUCCUGGAGGACCCAGGAGCACGGUGACUGGAGCCAGCCUGCAGCCGCAGCAUCAGCCCCCCAGCGGGUCUGGAUCUCUCUCAUAGCAGAUCGAUUAUAUUUUGCUACCCUAAGAAGCAAGCCAAAAAGCACUGCAAACACGCACUACUUCUGCACAGAUGACGAAUUUAUCUAUGAAAACUUCUAUGCGGAUUUUGGACCACUCAAUCUAGCCAUGCUAUUCAGAUACAGCUGUAAACUCAACAAAAAGCUGAAGUCGUUCACACUGACCAGAAAGCGAAUCGUACACUACACCAGCUUUGACCAGCGGAAAAGGGCUAAUGCAGCGGUUUUAAUCGCUGCCUAUGCUGUAAUCUACCUAAAGAAGACCCCAGAGGAGGCCUACAGGGCUCUGAUCUCAGGCUCCAAUGCUUCAUAUCUUCCCUUCAGGGAUGCCUCGUUUGGAAAUUGCACAUACAACCUGACGAUUCUCGACUGCCUACAAGGAAUCCGGAAAGCCCUGCAACAUGGAUUCUUUGACUUUGAGAGAUUUGACGUGGACGAAUAUGAGCACUACGAGCGAGUGGAAAACGGUGACUUCAACUGGAUCGUGCCGGGGAAGUUUCUGGCCUUCAGUGGACCCCAUCCCAAAAGUAAAAUAGAGAAUGGCUACCCUCUCCAUGCCCCAGAGGCGUACUUCCCCUACUUCCGGAAACACAACAUUACCACGGUGGUGCGGCUCAACAAGAAGAUCUAUGACGCCAAGCGCUUCACGGAUGCCGGCUUCGACCACUACGACUUGUUCUUUGUGGAUGGCAGCACACCCAACGACGUCAUCACCCGCCGAUUCCUGCACAUCUGCGAGAGCACCGAUGGCGCCGUGGCCGUUCACUGCAAGGCUGGCCUUGGGCGUACUGGCACCCUGAUAGGCUGUUACCUAAUGAAGCACUACCACUUCACGGCAGCAGAGACCAUCGCCUGGAUCAGGGUCUGCCGACCAGGCUCCGUUAUCGGCCCUCAGCAGCACUUCUUGGAGGAGAGGCAGGCAGCCAUGUGGAUGCAGGGGGACAUGCAGCGUUCGCAGCAGAAGCAGCCGAGGGGCGUGUCUCACCUCAUCUCCAGCAUGGACGAUCUCACCCUCAGACCAACCCACACCUCUAUUACCACCAGCAGCCCCGCUGGCAUCCUCAGGUCCCACAGUACCGACCGCCUUCAAGAGAACGACUAUAUUGGGGAGAACGGCCUAUGCAUGACCCAAGGAGAUAAAUUGCGUGCCUUAAAGGGCCGGCGCCAGCCCAGGUCGGCCACAACAGGAGCCCUAAGACUUGAAGACAUGAAAAUGCACACCAGGUCACCGUCCCAACCUUUUAGUAGGAUGAACCUUGGAGUGGGCACUCAGGGUACCAUCUCCCCCCUCAAGUCCUCCAAAGUCCCAUCAUCCUCUGCUUCCGCCACGGCCAAGAGAAUCAGCCGUAGCUCCUCGUCCUCGGCGUCCAACCUCAAGAGCUCCUUCAUUAACUGCAGGCUAGCCAGCUCCUUAGGCAACCUGUACGCAGCUGACGGGAGCGAGGGCAAUAGGAAGCUGCCGUACACGCCCUCUUCAUCACACUCUUCCUCCUCUCCUCCCUCCAUCGUCACCACCCCCAUCCCUCCGUCGGGCUGGGCCGUCUCCGUUCACGGCUACGUGGCUAAUGGCGUGUGCGGCGCCAAUUACCACCAUCAUGAGGUCAACAACAAUCAGUAUAACUCCUCCCCUACUGGGGUGUUCAGCCCCGCGGGGGCCCCCCAACAUGCUGCAGGCAGGCUGGGCCCCGGGCCUGAUAAGUACAGCCCAUUCAGACCCCAGCAGGAGGGCUACUCCGGGCUCAGCGGACCCUCCGGCCGCUACCUCAGCCGCUCAAUCCCCUCCCUUCAAUCUGAAUAUGUUCAAUACUAAAGCUGCGGUUGUGCGUUGGCCAAGACUGGACAGCCAUCGUGACAACUGAACUGGGCGCGAUGGAGUCUCCCACCCCUCUCCAUUUCCCCCUUCUUCCCUGCUUUCUCCCACAUACUGAAAAGGGAAAUGAAUAAGCCAGGAGGCGCUAUAUGACGUAUGACAUUUAUUCUUCUCUCUUGGCAUCUGGAUGGCUGUGAUCUUUGGGGGCAGGCACAUAGACAGCCACAAACUCACAAGGGCUUAUGGAACUUUGAGUUUUGAGCUUCUUCUGUCAGCUUCAGACGGCCUCCAUCCACCUUAACUGAAGUCACUGUUUGUAUAAUGCUAACAAAGGGAGAUUACCCGGCUGUAGUUAGGCUUGGCCAGGCUGUAACUAUGUGAGUGCUCUGUCUCUUUAAAGCUGAGAUAUGGCCAUAUACAGUAGACUGGAGGCUCUCUGCUUCCCUGCAUCACAGUUUUCCGUUUUUAUUUAUGUGUACAUGUGCUAAGCAAAAUUACUGUGUACACAACACAUGACAUGUACUGAAAAAAUAGGAUAUUUUUAGACGAGAGGAUUUUAUACAUGAAACAUGACAAUUGUGUUGCCUGGAUAAAGAAUUAUGUUUAUAUUUACAAGUGGGUUAAUGAACAUGUUUUGGUUUAUCACAAUUCUAUUUUUGUCUGAGUGUUACUACUUCACUAACAACAUCCAAAUAUGCGAGGGGUUUAUGGAGAGGUUCCUAAUCAGCAAUGUAUUGGCAGCACAGGACCAGGCUCAGGGUGACGUGCUCUUGCAUUUCUUAUUCUGUUUUGUGUGUGAGAAUGUAGACCGCGUGUGCGUGCACGCUAAUGUAUGUACCAUAGACUGUAUGAAAACCUGUAGGUACAUACCUAUGUGAGCGUGUGUGAAUGAGACUGAGACUGAGCAGUGAGUGUGUCUGGAAACCAUGUGUGUGCAGUCCUCUGCUCAUGGAAUGAAAGGGUGACGUGGUCUCCAGAGAGAAGAGAAUGACGUAUAGGGAAGAGAUGAGUGUUGUCUCCUCUUCACUAUUUGAAAUAGUUUUUUAUUUUUAUUGAUUCAAUCGAUUCAAUGAACUGGUGGGAUUUGGUAACCCCCAAUUGGAACUAAUUAAUGCUUAAUGUUCUCCUCUGUCGCAAGCCUACAUCACUCCAUUGAAAAAAAGAUUUGCAUCUCAAUGGGACUCACAUGGUCAAGUAAAGGAUAAAUACAGAAUAUUAUCACCAAAAAGGAUGUAGCUGAUUUCAUAAACCCUCACAGGUCAAUGAUUUGACAACUAAAGUCAUACCAAUAACCAGACUAGGUUAUUGUGACUAGGUAUGUUGAGCAUGAUGAACAGUGGUCAUUAGUAGAGAAAAUGUAGUAUUGUGUUGUUGGACCAACACCACACACAACAUAAGCCUCAGUCCCUGCAGUAUACCAUACACCAGGCAGCGUAGCAAUCCCCUCCACAGACAAGAUCCCACUGCAAUAAGGCUCUUUGAAAGGAAAAGGAGCACAUUUUCAGUGUUAUUCGACACGCUGUGGAUGAUGGAACUUGAUUUGUGGCAGCCUAUUUUUAACACAUACCUACUGUAGAACCAGUUAUGUUAGUUGUGUUAUCGUCAAGGCACAUUGGUAACAGAUGUUCGUCGCUAUUACUGAAAUAUUUCCCAGUUUUUGUGUUUGUGUCGAGAAUGUAAAAACAACGCAGAAACUUUUCCUGCGUAUUACGAUUCUUUCAGACUGUAGAAGAAGAAAAAAACAUUUCCGCUUUGCAGGUAGAGGUUCCUAAAAAAACUGAAAAGCACAACUGUCCCCCAAAAUACCGUCUUUAAAAUCCCAUUGCUGAAUGUCAUUGUGUGUACAAUGCAGCAGUCAUUAUCAAAGCUUGUUUUUUACCAAUGAAUAUGACCUACUGUGGCUCGACUGACAUCCAUUUUCUGUUGGACCUUAUAAGAGUCCCUAUAUUUCUAUGCUUUUUACUUUUUAAACUUUUGAAUUUCAAAGUUGAUUUAAAUGAAUGUGUACGGAAGCGCCUGUUCAUGGCUGCAAGGAUUAUUAUUAUUUUUAUUGUUAGAGCUCUGUACAUUCCUGGCAGUGAAAUGCGUUUCUUUGUUUCGAGAUGGGAGAAUCUUAAUAAUGCAGGUAUUCUACCUCCUUGAAAUGUACAAUUUAUAGCUGUAAAAUUCGUACUUGCAUAUAUUUUUUCAAGCAGUAUGUAAAGAAAAUGUAUAACUGUAGAUUAGAAUUUUUCAUUUUCAUACAGUAAGCAUAGUAAAAUGUCUACUGUACUACAUGUGUAUAUUUUACGGGGAACAGAGGUUGCUGAAGGAGGUAACACAAUUAAAAAAAGACUUCAAAAUU
This is a messenger RNA of Salmo salar (Atlantic salmon), 5930 nucleotides long. RefSeq names its product cell division cycle 14Ab. NCBI's taxonomy places the organism in Eukaryota, Metazoa, Chordata, Actinopteri, Salmoniformes, Salmonidae. The record is from RefSeq and is a predicted model, not a curated record. Gene Ontology annotation, biological process: protein dephosphorylation.